AAUGUGCCGGAUGAACACCAGCAGGCAGCUCCAGGUGACCCUGCAGCAGGGGAGCACGUGUCAGAUCUGCGUGCUGCAGAGCUGCAGGGCAAAAUCCAGCAGUUUGAAGCUGCCAACAAGUCGUUACAGGAAAAGCUGAACGAACUGAAUUUUGAAUUAAAAUCUGUCCAAGAAACAUCACAGAGGCAAGUUCGUACAAUCCAGAGUCUGAACGAGGCCCUGAAGAGCAAAGAGAGUAAGGCAGAAGAGCUGUACCAUAUAAUUGAAGGGCAGAACGAGACAAUGGCCAAGCUGCGGGACAUGUUACACCGAAACCAUCUGGGACCGAUGCAGAUGUCAGAGAGCCUACUGUCACCCCAAGAGCAGCAAAUGUCACCACUAGAUCUUCAGAACACACUUUUCUGCACCAAGCUGGAGAUGCAGAAACUGAAGAGAGCUCAGCGCCAGAAAGAGCAUCAACUGGCUGAAGCCAGGAGAACAACCCAGCUCUUAGAGACCACAGUGCAUGAGGAAGAGCAGCAGAAAGAGGCAACCUGGAAACACAAUCAGGAACUGCGUGCUGUGGUACAACAGCUGCAGGCAGAGCUGCAGGACAAGGCUCAGCAGCUCCAGACUGUGGAGUGGGAGAAAUGCCGUGAGCUGCAGGCCCAGGAGCAGCGAGUUCAGCGUUUGAGCCAGCAGCUGGCUCGCAAGGAGCAGCUUCUGCAGGAAUCCAGGGAGCUUCUACAAUGCCAGCAAAGCUUGGACAAGAGCCCUGCAGCCAUGAAUGCCAUGUUGGAGAAACUGCAGCAGCGAGUCAGCGACAGGGAUGCUGCUCUGGAGCGAGCAGUAGAUGAGAAGUUCUGUGCCCUGGAGAAGAAGGAGCAAGAGCUGCAGCAGCUCCGUCUCUCAAUACGGGAGCGUGGAAAUGACCUGGAGAGGCUGCGCAAUGUCCUCUCCAGCAACGAGACCACCAUUCAUAGCCUGGAGAGCCUCCUGAAAGCCAAAACCCUGGAACUGGAGCAGGUCUCAGCAACCUGCCAAAAUCUUCGCUGGCUCAAGGAGGAGAUUGAAGCCAAAUCCUGCAGCAGGCAGAAGGAGCAGGAGGGGAUCAUCCAGCAGCUGCAGACCUGCCUGCAUGACAGGAACAAGGAAGUGGAGGAGCUUACAGCAACUCUGCUGUGCAAGCUGGGCCCAGGGCAGAGUGAGGUAGCAGAGGAGCUGUGCUUGCGUCUCCAGCACAAGGAGAAGAUGCUGCAGGAUCUCCUCAGCGACCGGAACCGUCAGACCACGGAGCAUGAUGCUGAAAUCCGAGAGCUACUGCAGGCCAUGAGCACCAAAGAGCAGCAGAGCAGAGUGGCUGCUGAGAAGAUGGCACACGCUUUGGCUGAAAGGAGCUGCGAGCUACAACUCCUGCGCCAGCACGUGCUGGGGAAGGAGCCUGUGGGGACCCAGUCAGCCGGGGCCAGGCUGUUGAAGCAGGACAAACAGCCCAUACAAGGAGUACUACAAAGAGCUUGUGGAGCUACAGCCACUGCCGGACCCCCUCAGGGGGACAGCAGCUUCAGGACAGAGGGAGAUACAAUGUCAGCAGCAGAACUGGAGAAGGAUCUCGUUAAUGCCAAAGAGGAUCUGGAGCUGAUGGCGAAGAAGGAAAGGGAAAGCAGGCGGGAGCUCACUGCUCUCCAGUCUGUUGUGGCCACACAGGAGGAAGAGCUGCAGGUGCAGGCCUCAGACAUAGAAUCCUUGACCAGAACCAUCCAGAUCAAAGAGGACCUCAUCAAGGAUCUGCAGAUGCAGCUGGUGGAUCCUGAAGAAAUUCCAGCCAUAGAAAGACUGACACAAGAAGUGCUGGUGCUUCGGGAGAAAGUGGCCAUAGCAGAGUCACGAGGACAGGAGGCUACUGGAAACAGAAGGCAGCAGUUGUUACUGAUGCUGGAAGGGCUGGUGGCUGAGAGGAAUCGGUUAAAUGAGGCUCUCCAGGCGGAGAGGCAGCUCUAUGGCAGCCUGGUAAAGUUUCACACACACCCGGACAGCACUGUGAGAGACCGCGCUCUGCAGGUGGAGCUGGAAGGGGUCCACGAGCUCCGGGGACAGCUGGAAGAAGCUCUUGGAAGAAGCCUGGAGUGUUUGAGCAGGCUGGAGACACAGGGCACCAUAGGAGGUGGGGAACAGGAGCGUGUGGAGGGCAUGGUCCCCGGCAGGGCCUGGCCAGGUCUGGGUGCACAGCUGUGCUCCCAGGUGACACAGGGCCAAAGGCAGUGCCAGGAGCUGCAGGACAAACUUGCUGCCUCGGAGGCCACAGUGCGGGCACAAGCCGAGCAGCUGGAGAAGUACCACGUCCUUCUCUGUGAGUCAAAACUCUGGCAGCUCAGCAAGCAAGUGCAGGUGGACUUCCAAGAUCUGGGCUAUGAGACGUGUGGGCGAAGUGAGACUGAGGCUGACCGGGACGAGACCACCAGCCCUGAGUGCGAGGAGCCAGAUGUAUUCAGCGAGCCCAGCCUGGGUGAGGAGCUGGGGUCCCUGUGCCAGCUAGGGACGCCCAGAGCAGGCAAGGCUGUUCGUAAAGCCAUGGCCCUGGAGGACGUGGGAGCCCUGCACCAGCACAUCCAGGACCUCAAGGCACAGCUGCUCAAUGCCAACAAGGUGAUCCAGAACCUGCAGCGCCGUGCCCGCUCCAUCUCCAUCACCAGUGGCUACACUUCAGGGGCCGAGCGGCCCCCACCGGGCCCCAAAGCCUUGGCCUCCCCAGCCCACAGCCUCACGGACGAGGAUGAGGGCUGGCAGUCAGAUGGCCACGGCACCCUCUGCCCGCCUGCCCUGCGGGCACACCGUGACCUGCAGAGCCUGGUGCACCGCGUCGCCCUCCUCGAGGCACAGCUGCCUGCAGCCAAGCCUGGAGGCGUUUUGCCCAAGGAGCUGCAAUCUGCCACUUGGCCAGGGAAGUACGACUCGCUGAUCCAGCCGCAGCUGGCCCAGCACCUGCGAGACGCCCUGCGGUCCUUCGAGGACCUCCUCCGUGGCACUGACAUCGACUACUACCUGGGCCAGGGCUUCAGGGAGCAGCUGGCCCGGGGCAGGCAGCUGGCUGAGAGGCUCAGUGACAAGCUGGGCACCAGAGAUCGGCAAGAUGGGGAGGAUAAAAAAAGUCAUGAACUCCUGGCACUGAGGCUCAGUCGGGAGCUCCAGGAGAAGGAGAAGGUGAUUGAGAGCCUGGAGGUGAAGCUCCAGGAGCGCUCUGAGUCCCCGGGCAGCAGCUGCCCACCCUCCGAGUCAUCCCACUCUGCCACCAGCUCGUCCUUCACAUCUGAGGGGCUGGAGCCUUGCUCUGAUGGGGAUGCAGCCAGUGAGUGCAGCCAGUGCCAUGAGGAGCCUGCCCGACUCACAGGCCUUCACUUUGACUCCUUGUCCAAACCUGCUAGUGCCCCCCUGCCUGCACAGGCCCCUGUGCUCUCUCCCUUCCUGCCUGCUGGGCCCCCUGCACCCGCGGCCCCACCGCUCCUGGGCUGCUGUGGAACUCCUGUCUGCUCCCUGGCUGAGGCACAGCAGGAACUGCAGGUGCUCCGGAGGCAGCUGGGAGAAAGGGCAGAUCUGCUGGAGGAACACUUAGUGGAGAUCCGCAGCCUGCGCCAGCGCCUCGAGGAGUCCAUCUGCACCAACGACCGGCUCCGGGAGCAGCUGGAGCGCCGCCUGGCCUCCACCAGCAAGGCCAGUGGGUUGCCCAGUGAUGGCUAUGCCCAGACACCCGAGCUGGGGUUGCAGCUGAGCGGGGAGAACCAGGCUCUGCGUGAGGACAACCGGACCCUGCGGCUCCAGUGUGACCACCUCUCCCAGGAGCUGGCACGGGUGCAGGAGGCCCUCGUGGCUGCCUGCACCCGGGCACGGGAGGCUGAAGCGGAGCUGGGCCAGAGGCGUGGGAAGCAGCGGAGACUGGCGGAGGAGCUCACUGAGAGCCAAGAGAGCGUCCGGCAACUCCGGGAUGAGCGGCGCUCUCUGCAGGAGGACAACAACAGGCUGCAGCACUCUGUGACACUCCUGCAGCAGCAGAGCGAGGAGCAGCGNNNGCUCCUGCAAACCCUGCGCGCAGAGCUGCACAUCUACGAGAGCCUCCCUGGCCCCUCUCCUGAGACACGUGCAGAGCCACGUGGGGGGAACCGGUUGGUGAGGAAGAGUGAGGAACGGACAGGGGCUCAUGUUGUUGGCCGUCUGGACACGUACCGGGUCCUGGAGCAGCACAUCAUGGAGGGGAAGGCACUGGCCCGUGAGCUGAUGUGUCUCACACGCCCAGCACUCGGGCUGCCCAACUGCCUGCUCCCGGGAAAGGAGGCCUUGGGAUGGGCAGGCACAGGCCAAGGGCACCUGUGGGGCAGUGCCAGCACCCUGCACGGCAUCCUGGAGGAGUGUGCAUCGCUCCUCACUGCCUUCUGGAGCACCGUGCUACCUGUCAGCCCUGCCCAGCACCAGGGCAAGGAGCAGGUGCUGCAGGGUGAGAUUGCAGUGCUGAAGGCUCGGCUCUCCGAGAGGGAGGAUGCUCUGCAGAGCACGGCCAAGCGGCUGCGCAGCACAGCCCAGCUCAAGGACAGCAUGGAGCAGUUCAUCGUCAGCCAGUUGACCAGGACCCACAACGUGCUGCGCAAGGCCAGGACGAACCUGGAGGUGAAGGCCCAGCAGGCCCUGCCUGUCGCAUGA
Molecule: messenger RNA, 4668 nt
Organism: Acanthisitta chloris (rifleman)
Lineage: Eukaryota; Metazoa; Chordata; Aves; Passeriformes; Acanthisittidae
Product: myomegalin-like
Source: RefSeq, a predicted model, not a curated record